Molecule: messenger RNA, 1669 nt
Organism: Physcomitrium patens
Lineage: Eukaryota; Viridiplantae; Streptophyta; Bryopsida; Funariales; Funariaceae
Biological process (GO): phospholipid transport
Cellular component (GO): ATP-binding cassette (ABC) transporter complex
Source: RefSeq, a predicted model, not a curated record
GAAGAUGGUGACAGAGACGGAGAGUGCGAACAAGUGAAUGCGUGUGUGUGUGAGUGUGCGAUGUUAUCGUCGGGAGUGGAUUUGAGAAGCAUUGUGCGAGUGUGGCUGUAUUCGCCCAUUUGUGGCUCGUUCGCAGUCAUGGUGUGGAAGGAGUAGAACUUAGCUUCAUCCUGGUCGCAGGGUUUGGCGUUUCCACUGUGGCUAUGGCGCAAGCAAUGCCUCGCUUGCUCUCUCAUCCUACCCCUACUCUGGCCAGUGUUAGGAGGACCUGGAGCAGCAGCAGCGAUGGUCACCUGCGCUCCAAGAGCUCCGUGCCCCUCCGUGUCCCUGCCCUGCCUCAACCCCUCGCUUGCUCUGUGCCUGCCUGGCGUGGUCCUCUUCGAAUUUCCCAUGUCAGGGCCGCGAAUGCUGCUGCUGCAGAGGUUGACCUGCCCAGCCAAGACGACGACGAUGGGGCUCGUGGUCCCACUCCCUCUCCCGAGACUCUCGAGGAAUUCGAGACUCGCCCCAUGCUGGCUGGUUGGAUGCCUCCUCGUUACCUCUGGCGGGCCAUUGCUGCUUUCAUUAUUGCUGGACAGGUGAUAAUCAGGACACUUAGAGGAAGAAUACAUGUUCGGAACACUUUGCAGCAAUUAGAGUUAGUUGGACCACGAUCACUGGGUGUCAGCCUCCUGACGGCCUCUUUCGUUGGAAUGGUUUUCACGAUACAGUUUGUUCGGGAAUUUGCCAGGUUGGGAUUAACUAGGUCAGUUGGAGGUGUGUUGGCCUUGGCGUUGGCAAGAGAGUUGUCUCCUGUGGUGACAGCUAUUAUUAUGGCGGGCAGAGUUGGAAGUGCGUUUGCUGCCGAGCUGGGAACUAUGCAGGUAUCAGAGCAGACAGAUACACUGCGAGUAUUGAGGACAGACCCAGUUGACUACUUAGUGACUCCCCGCGUUAUUGCAUGCUGUUUAGCUCUACCUAUUCUCACCACUAUGUGCUUCGCAGUGGCCAUGGCGGCUAGUGUGCUACUUGCAGACUCUGUUUACAAUGUGAGCGCUAACAUUAUACUUGAAUCUGCCGCAAGGGCCUUGCAACCAUGGGAUUUAAUAAGCACGACAAUUAAGUCUGUUGUGUUUGGCGGUAUCAUCUCCAUUGUGAGCUGCACUUGGGGUGUGACAACACUUGGCGGAGCUAAAGGAGUUGGGGAAUCAACCACGUCAGCUGUGGUCAUUUCUCUUGUCUGCAUAUUCAUAGCUGACUUCAUCCUUUCGUGGGUGUUCUUCCAAGGCGCGGGGGAUGCUCUGAAGGCAGCCAUGGGGCUAGAAUAGUCGAGGCAUUCUCCCUUUUGAUGGUGGAGUGAUUUUGCAAAUUUGAAGACAACUUCUGAAUGGUAACGCAAGUUGCUUUGUAUGAAACCUCUCCAACUGGAUGUAUCCUUUGCUAUCGUUUGGAGACUAUUCGGGUAUCUGUAAUCAGCUUAAGUAUAGUAGGUAUAUUUUGUACAUAUUACUGGUGGCCUGCUUCCCACUCCUGAAAGUGGAUACUUUAGCUUAUGUACAAAAUUAAAGGUAUAGACACAUCCUGGUCGGUGUAAAAUAAAGUUGUCAUACAAUGAAAACAGAGAGCGUAAGCGACCCUUUAUUUUAGUCCCUGCACUGUUGGUCUCUUCAUGUUUGCUCUCUUAACCUCA